GGAUUUAAACGGAUUACCAGCCAAGUUCAGUAGCAAAACUCGACGAAUCCUUAUAACAAAUAUUAGUGAAUUUCAUAUCGCGACACAUGAAGAUUCCCGGUGAAGUGCAAACAAAAUGAAACGCAUUCUCACGCUGCUGUUAUGUUUCCUGAUUCUGAUCCAUCAGGUACAUCCGAUUGACGCAUAUGAAGACGAAGUUCCGGUGAAGAAGAAGAAAAAACGAAUCCUGCAAGAUAUUCCUGCAGUCGAUGGGUUUGACCCAACGGAUCCCAACUUGGACCCCAAUGAACCGCUGGUUAGCAUUGAAGAUUAUUGCGAUUGUGAGCAAAAUUAUGAGCCGGUUUGUGGAUCGAAUGGUCAAACGUACAACAAUAAAUGCAUUUUCGAUUGCGAGAAUCGAAAAAUGUUGAUGGCCAAUCAUCCAGGGAUCAGUGUGGUUAAGGCGUAUCCCUGUGAAGAAGAAGCGGAGUUGUAACAUCGAAUAAUUUUUGUGAAUAUAAUAAAUUUGGCCAAUA
This is a messenger RNA of Dendroctonus ponderosae (mountain pine beetle), 515 nucleotides long. RefSeq lists its product as uncharacterized. NCBI's taxonomy places the organism in Eukaryota, Metazoa, Arthropoda, Insecta, Coleoptera, Curculionidae. Bases 116 to 475 code for a protein of 119 amino acids. The transcript has a single exon. Gene Ontology annotation, molecular function: protein binding. The record is from RefSeq and is a predicted model, not a curated record.